Molecule: messenger RNA, 681 nt
Organism: Tetrahymena thermophila SB210
Lineage: Eukaryota; Ciliophora; Oligohymenophorea; Hymenostomatida; Tetrahymenidae
Exons: 1
Source: RefSeq, a predicted model, not a curated record
AUGAUUGAGGUCAAUAAUAAUAAAAAGAGAGCUAAUUUUAGAAUAAUAAACUAGAAUUAGCAUAUAAAUGCAUUUUAAAUACUACAAACUAAAGCCUGCUCUUAUAGGGCUAUAGACUCAGACAUAAAAGAACUUCAAAGCAAUUUGAAUAACUUCAAAGAAUAUGUUCAUUUAUUUCAAGAUGAAGAAACAAGAGAACAAUAAAAAGAUUUCAAAGAGGACUCUAGUAUUUCUAUGGAAGAAUAAUCAACAAAAAACGAAGACUUAGAUGAAAUAGUGAACUUUUUGGAAGGAAAAAAAGUUAAUAUUUACAAAAAUAUUAUUAAUGGUUUUUACGCUCACAUUAAUAAGUGCAAAGACGAAAAACUAAUACAAAAGUAUGAAUCUUUAAUAAAAAAUUAAUGGACUUUCAAAUACAUUCAAAAAAGAGUCUAAAAAAGUUAUAAAUCAUGUAAUAGACUUAACUUAAAAUUAAAAAAUUUAAUGUCUAAGAACAAGUUAAAUACAAUUUUUGUAUAUUUCCUAUAAAAUUACGAACAGCUCUGGCUAAAUGAUUCUAAAAUAAAAAACAAAGAUUUGUAUAAAUAAUCUAUCCAGUUCCUACUCAAAGCACAUGAAUACGAUAUCCUUGAUGACAAUAUAAAAGUAUACAAAAAGUAGAAAAAGAUACUCGGAGAGUGA